AUGUCGAAGAAACACGAAGAAAAUGAGCCGUUGCGAGAUUUGCACGGCAAUGUUGAGAAUACUAAGGAAAACAUAACCCAUGUCGCGGAAACUGCUGCAGACGUCGGCCUUUUACGAGGAACCCAAGAAGCAGUCGACGAAGGUUCUGCCGAGGAGCAGCAGGCGCGCCAAGCCGAUGCAGUGACCGGCGUUUCAAACUCGCCUUAUAUCAGAGAUUGGUUCGACCGACUGAUCACAUGGCUUCCUCAAGAGCAAUUCAACAACAUCAAGAACAACGUUUCUGCGUUUAUCAAUGAUGGGGUUUCCGAAGAAAAAACUGGCGAGAAGAAAAAAGAAAGGAUCUUUGAAAAUGCAAAGACUUUGAUUGAGAGGGUCUCGAGCGAAUUUGGAAGUGAUGGAUCUUUAACAAAGCUGCAGCAAUUUUCUUUGAUGAUUAUUCUUCACAAAAUGAUCGCGAAAGAGCUCGCCAAUCAGAUCAGAUCGAAGCUGCUUGACAUGCGCGACAUUGCCCGAAUCUACCUCAAAUUCUUCAAAGAUUUCCUCGUCCAACUUCUGUUCGGCUUCAAUCCCGAUGAGUUCCGUCAGAUUUGGGACGCUACGAUCGUCGCUGUUCAAAACUUCGGCUCAAUAAGAAUGUGCGUCGCUGUUGUGGUCGUUUCUUACGCGUGCUUUUAUCUGUUCAAUAAUUAUUUCAGAAAAUAA
Messenger RNA from Oikopleura dioica, 702 nucleotides. The record is from the annotation of a GenBank genome assembly. NCBI's taxonomy places the organism in Eukaryota, Metazoa, Chordata, Appendicularia, Copelata, Oikopleuridae.